This is a messenger RNA of Suillus discolor, 573 nucleotides long. RefSeq lists its product as uncharacterized. The record is from RefSeq and is a predicted model, not a curated record. The transcript has 7 exons. NCBI's taxonomy places the organism in Eukaryota, Fungi, Basidiomycota, Agaricomycetes, Boletales, Suillaceae. Bases 1 to 573 code for a protein of 190 amino acids.
AUGACGAUUCACCAUAUAGUCUUAUACAGGUUCAAGCCUGAGGCAACCCCUGAACAACGACAGAGCGUGAAAGACUCUGCCUGUGCCCUUGCAUCUCAGAUACCUGCAAUCCAGAGCAUGGUUGCUGGAGAAACAGUGUACAAUCCCCUUGGACAUGGUUACGAUACUGGGGUUAUUUUUCUAUUCGAGAGCGCGGUCAAAUUGGACGAGUAUCGCCCGCACAAGGCGCAUAUUGAUUACCAGGCGCUCACAGCACCUUAUAUCGAAGACAGCAAAGUCCUGUACAAGUUCAAGUCGGAGGCAACCCCCGAGCAAAGAGAGUAUGUGAAGGAACUUAUCAAAGAGCUUCCGUCAAGAAUAUCCGCGCUUCAGAGCAUUAUCACCGGAGAGAAGGUCCUCCACCCCCUCGACCACGGCUAUGACAUGGGGGCCAUUUUUUUAUUCGAGAACAAAGAGAAACUGGAUGAAUUCCGCCCGCAUCAGGCACAUACUGAUUACCGGGCCCUCUCCAGUCCGUACCUUGAAGCGGGAAAACUCCCAGACAAGAUGGUCUUCGACAUGGAAACAGCUUAA